Indicator indicator is the source of this 820-nucleotide messenger RNA. RefSeq names its product tumor protein p53 inducible nuclear protein 1 (gene TP53INP1). Gene Ontology annotation, cellular component: autophagosome; nucleus. Gene Ontology annotation, biological process: positive regulation of DNA-templated transcription; autophagosome assembly. The record is from RefSeq and is a predicted model, not a curated record. The coding region runs from base 58 to 768 and encodes 236 amino acids. The transcript is spliced from 3 exons. Lineage: Eukaryota; Metazoa; Chordata; Aves; Piciformes; Indicatoridae.
UGCCUUGAACCUUGGAUAUAAAGACCUGCCAGCCAAAGUCUUCUUCCUGCCUUAGUAAUGUUCCAGAGGUUAAAUAACAUGCUCAUGGGAGAGAUUGAUAGCCUGUCCAGCCAAGAGCCAGAGUUCAGUGAGAAAGAAGAUGAUGAGUGGAUUCUGGUUGACUUUAUAGACGCUUGCACUACCUGCUCUGCGGAGGAAGCGGACGUGGCUGAAGCGUCGGCUGCGGACGGCUCGCCGGUCUUCUCCUGUUUGCCCUCUCCCUUGGAACACUUGCCAGAGGCCAGCGAGUCCUGCUUCAUCCAGUUUGAGUCGUGUCCUAUGGAGGAGAGCUGGUUUAUUACCCCUCCCCCGUGUUUUACUGCAGGUGGAUUAACCACUAUCAAAGUGGAAACCAGUCCGAUGGAGAACCUCCUAAUAGAGCACCCCAGCAUGUCUGUGUAUGCUGUCCACAAUACCUGCCACAGCCUUAAUGAAACUGGAUGUGGAGAUGAGGAGUUUCACAGCCCAGGUAGUCCCAGACUGGAGGCCCGGAAUGAAGCGGGGCAGCGCCUUCACUGCUACGUCACAGCUCUUGCAGCUCGUUCAGCUUUCCUGGAGAAAAACAAGAGCUUGCGUCCUGCCCACUGGAUCAAAGAGCACCAGGAGAGACACUACCCCAGCAGGAACGGGCUGCGGCGCCAGAACCUCGCCAGGGACUGCCACCCGCGGCAGCUCAAGCACAACGGACUGUUUGUUCACCAGCCUUGCCAGCGGCCGUUCAAUUACUGAGGCUUCUCCUGGGUUUAAUCUAGGGGCUAAUUGUUGGGGGGGUUGUGUGUGU